CAGCUACUGGAAUCCUUAAUCCUGUGGCGCCCUCUCGUGGCCCAUGUGAGAAACCCCAUCAUUCUGGCGAGGUUAGAGGUCAUUAAAUCGAAAACAUGGCGGCUCCCAGCAAAGCGACCGUGGUAUUGAAGGCUGUGAAGAAAAUAACCGUUCAGUUUUGUCCGUUCGAGUCCAAUGUCCGGUCCACACGGGAGUUUCUGACCUUAGUGGGUUCAGAGAAGGCCAGAGCUACCAACAUGAACUGUGAGGUGAUACCAGUGGUGAAACAUGACAAGUCUGAGCCCGUAGUGGAUAUCACUUAUGUAGACGGAGAGAAGCUGCUGAUGAAGGGAGCAAAUUUGACCAGCAGUGAGAUGCUGAGUGCUUUUCAAUCCCGCUGCGUCGCCAAGGACCCGCAGGCAAAAGUUGGAGAGAAGAAAUAAUCAUGAGCUUGGCAGAUGUGUAUUUAUCUGUGAAUAUUGUUGAACAUGUACAGUAAAACUAUUCCAUUUCAUA
Molecule: messenger RNA, 495 nt
Organism: Pundamilia nyererei
Lineage: Eukaryota; Metazoa; Chordata; Actinopteri; Cichliformes; Cichlidae
Gene: mrpl53
Product: mitochondrial ribosomal protein L53
Exons: 3
Coding region: 96-422 (108 amino acids)
Cellular component (GO): mitochondrial large ribosomal subunit
Source: RefSeq, a predicted model, not a curated record